This is a messenger RNA of Chelmon rostratus (copperband butterflyfish), 1446 nucleotides long. Its product is annotated as ammonium transporter Rh type B-like. The transcript has a single exon. The coding region runs from base 1 to 1446 and encodes 481 amino acids. NCBI's taxonomy places the organism in Eukaryota, Metazoa, Chordata, Actinopteri, Chaetodontiformes, Chaetodontidae. The record is from RefSeq and is a predicted model, not a curated record. Gene Ontology annotation, biological process: ammonium homeostasis; ammonium transmembrane transport. Gene Ontology annotation, molecular function: ammonium channel activity. Gene Ontology annotation, cellular component: plasma membrane.
AUGAAUGUGUCUACAAGUUUGAAGGUGCGUCUGCCAGCCUUCGUUCUGGUGACGGAGGUCGUCAUGAUAGUUCUUUAUGCUCUCUUUGUCACUUAUGACGACAAUGCCAAUGCGAAGCUGCAAAACAAUGAGACCAACCCAAUGGAGAACUCUAUGUAUCGCGACUAUCCCUACUUUGCCGACGUGCAGGUGAUGAUCUUCUUGGGCUUUGGCUGCCUGUUGGCCUUCUUCCGAUUCUACGGCUUCAGUGGGAUAGUCUUCAACUUUCUUACAGCUACAUUUGCGAUCCAGUGGGCGAUCCUGAUACAAGGUUUCUUCCAGUUUUACUAUGAUGGUAAAAUUCACCUCGGGGUGAUCAACCUGGUGAAUGCCGAGUUCGCCUGCGCUACGGUGCUCAUCUCUUUUGGAGCUGUGCUAGGAAAGACCAGCCCGGUUCAGCUCCUGUUCAUGGCUUUGUUGGAGAUACCUGCCUUUGCUGUCACAGAGUGGGCUGUGCUGAAAUACAUCCGAAUCACUGAUGCAGGUGGUUCUAUUCUUAUUCACCUUUUUGCCUGCUACUUUGGUCUUGGAGUGACAUUUGUGCUGUACCGGCCGAGCCUGAAUAUGGGACAUGCUAAAGAGAUCACUAGCUAUCAGACUGACAUCCUGUCUGUGAUGGGAACUUUGUUCCUCUGGGUGUUCUGGCCAUCAUUCAACUCUGCUCUGACCUUAAAGGGUGAUGACCAACACAGAGCAAUACUCCACACUUUUAUAGGUCUAAGCUCAUCCACGAUCACCGCUUUUGCUCUUUCUGCAGUGUUCAAUAAGAGAGGUAAGAUCACAAUGGCUGAUAUUCAGAAUGUGACCCUGGCAGGAGGCGUGACCGUUGGGGCUUCUGUGGACAUGAUGAUUUCUCCUGUAGCUGCAUACGCCCUGGGCAUCAUGGGCUGUACUGCCUGUUUCUUAGGCUACAAGUAUCUAUCCCCCUUCCUGGCCAGGCACAUGAGGAUCCACGACACAUGUGGUAUUCACAACCUUCAUGGGCUCACCGGCCUCAUAUCAUCCACAGCAGGGAUCUGUGCCAUCCUCUUAGCCACAGAGGAAACCUACGGGCCCAGCAUGUACCAGAUCUUCUCCCAUCGCGCCCCACCUGACGGAGAUCCGAAGCUCCUGGAGCUGCAGAGGCAGAUUCCUGGGCUGAAGCCAGGCUUGGGUCGCACAGCGAAGGAGCAAGCUGCCUACCAGGCAGCAGCUAUCAUCUUCACUAUUACAGCCUCUUCAAUUGGCGGGCUGCUCACUGGUUUGGUCAUGAGGCUGCCCUGCAUGGCGUCCCCAUCUGACAAGGACUGCUUUGAUGAUGAGCCCUUCUUUGACAUGCCCUCUGACUUUGACAGUGUAGAAGCGCUCAAGAAACCUAAAAGAUUUGAUGAAAAAGUACAAAUGAAUACCAUGAACCCCAAAAUCUGA